ACUAAACAGUCAGAUCUGUGAGAGCAAGAGGGGGGAGAGAGUGAAGAGGCAUUUUAAUAAAGGAGAGGACAACGACCAGGAUUGAAGGCGAACUGAGAACAGAGAGCUGAGAGGAGGACGGGGAGGAGCAGACUAUCAAAAGGAUGUGGAAAAAAAAAAGUGUGUGCAGGAUUUAUGACUCAUUCAGAGACUGAAGAAAAAGUUUGAUGGAGGACAGAAACACACUGGAUUGCUCGACUCCGGCACAUCCGUGCACUUUCCCACACAUCUAAACUGCAGCUGUGCUGAAAUCGCUACGCAAGGAAUACUGACGCCACAAUGACCCUCUUCUCCUCGGCCUCUUCCUUCCCCUUUACUCCUUCAGCCUCUGCAUCGUCUAACUCCUCUCUUCCUAUAUCGACUUCUAUGUCAUCCUUCUUCUCUGCCACCUCUCUCCCCCCUUCCUUGUCCCCUUCCUCCAACACUUCCCUAAACCAGACUGGAUGUUCGUUUGAUGACACCGCCCUCCGUCUGCCCCUGGCAGUCCUUUACUCCCUGUUCUUCCUCUUUGGGCUCGUGGGGAACCUCUUCGCCCUGUGGGUCUUCCUCUUCCUGCAUUCAAGCCGCAACUCUGUACGGGUGUUCCUCAUCAACUGUGCCGUGGCUGAUCUGGUCCUGCUGGCGUGCCUGCCCUUCAGAGUGUUCUACCAUGUUAACGGAAACAAGUGGGAACUGGGAUCUGUGGCAUGCAAAGUUGUGGGGAAUCUGUUUUACAUGAACAUGUACAUCAGUAUUACUUUGCUGGGGCUCAUCAGCCUGGACAGAUACCUGCGGUUGAAGGGGAAAGGCAAGGCACGGAGAGGCAUGACGAUGAUUCUGUGGGGACGCAGCCGGCCGUGGAGCUGGGUGGCAUGCGGGGCUCUGUGGGGUCUGUCGCUGAUGGCGUUGGUGCCCAUGAUCGCCACCGCAGAGGACAAAGAGUUCAACGGCAAGUGCUUCCAAUACAAGCAGCGCAGCAGCAAAGCCAAAGGGAAAGCCUACUUCAACGCCGUGCUUGUGUUGUUGUUCUGGCUCGUCUUCGUCAUGCUUGUUGUCUCCUAUGCCAAGAUUGCGUCCCAGCUGCUGCGGGUGUCACGGGACAAACCGGACCUUCCCAAUGCACAGAGAUACCAGAGAACUGCCAAGAAGUCCUUCUUCGUCCUCUUUCUGUUCACCAUCUGUUUCGCACCCUACCACGCCUUCCGCCCCGUCUACAUCCUCUCCCAGCUCAGCGAAAUGGCAUCUUGUGGCUACUUGCAACUGGUGGACCGCACCAACGAGGUGAUGCUUCUGUUCUCCGCCUUCAAUAGCUGCCUGGAUCCUGUCAUGUACUUUCUGUUAUCUGGCUCUGUUCGCAAAACCGCCCUCCAAGCACUUGGACACCGACUUGGCCACCGUUUUCUCUUCCUAAACGACGCGACAUCUAACAGCUCGACCACCGAGUUCAGACGGCCAUCUGUGCCUAUGGCUUUCCCGAACACUGAACUGAACACCCCCUCAGUCACCCCUAGAACGAGUAUCUGCAUCAUCAACUCCACCCUCCGCCGCACAGGACUGACUACGCUUCCAACUACUGGCCAACAGUGAUGACAAAUCUGACUGCAACAAAGCCUGAACACCCGAGAAAUAAAUUUCUGACAUUUCUAACACAGGCCGGACUGCUGAGCUUAUUCUGUACAAAACUGAGCAUUUCUACACGUUCUUACUUCUUUUGUUCAAAGAAAAAUAAAUAUAUGUUUUUUACUCCUAAGAUAUUCUCCCUGUGCUGGCUUACAAACACCUGUGCUGUGAGAGAAUCAUUGUUUAAAUUGCAGUUUAACGCCUGAGUGACAGACUGACAAUACAGUAACGUCUGAGGAGACACACUUCAGUGAUGACUGUGACAGCAGCUUUUCUUAUAAUACAUGUCAUGUGUGUUUCCCGUCAGAGAGAGAGAGAGAAGUGUAUUUCGGUGAUAAUAGAUUGAAUGCAUCUGAUGACAUUUUGAAAAAAAUAAAUUAAAUGAAGUUGAUUUGGAAAGAAAGAGAUGCAAAGACAGACUUAUGUUUCCUUCCUGACACUCAGACAGAGGCAUAGCUCAGACUGUUUAAACACCACCUGGUUUGACCCACAGCUAUCGGUUUACACUGAACACAACGAGUGUUGAUCCGUCUGUGGACUGUGCUGUCAAAUGGUAGUGAUAGUAGGAAGAUCAAGGGCCAGGUUCAGGACUGCUCCAUCUGCUCUAGAAGUGUUCGUCUACUGGCUAAUCCUGAUGCUAAUCUGACUAUAAGAGCUUUUAAAGGACCAAACUCGACCCAGCAGGAUGGUGUGCAAACUAACAGCUUCUAUAGUUAGACUGACAAAGCCACAUCAUACCUAGAGGUUAAUGUAAAAAAGCAGAUGCUGACGGGGGUGUUUUCUAGUAAACUGUAAAGCCUUUGACCUUUAUCACCACACAGAUUUUGUGAGGAAACAGUCACAUCAGAGUGUGUGGUAUAAAAAGGGUUAAAGAGGAACUAUGGUGCGUUGAUAAUUUGUGUCACAAUAUUCAGUGUCUCGAUGAAGAAUGUUCACAUUAAAUGAGGCCAAAGUUUCAGAUAAUGACGCAAAUGUGAGCAGCAGUAAUCCCUGACAGCAGGAACCUCGGGUUUCCUACCGUUCUGAAGACCAUGUUUCAAACAGUUUUUUCGCUAACAUCAGGGAAACAUGCAAACCUGGCUGCCUGUGUUACAGUGGAAA
Molecule: messenger RNA, 2739 nt
Organism: Epinephelus fuscoguttatus (brown-marbled grouper)
Lineage: Eukaryota; Metazoa; Chordata; Actinopteri; Perciformes; Serranidae
Product: probable G-protein coupled receptor 34
Exons: 3
Coding region: 319-1605 (428 amino acids)
Biological process (GO): G protein-coupled receptor signaling pathway
Cellular component (GO): membrane
Molecular function (GO): G protein-coupled purinergic nucleotide receptor activity
Source: RefSeq, a predicted model, not a curated record